Molecule: messenger RNA, 3462 nt
Organism: Gadus chalcogrammus (walleye pollock)
Lineage: Eukaryota; Metazoa; Chordata; Actinopteri; Gadiformes; Gadidae
Gene: eva1c
Product: eva-1 homolog C (C. elegans)
Exons: 8
Coding region: 474-1760 (428 amino acids)
Cellular component (GO): extracellular region
Molecular function (GO): heparin binding; carbohydrate binding
Source: RefSeq, a predicted model, not a curated record
ACUCGGAUGUAAGUGGAAGUGCGUCUGUUUCCACGCGUCUCCAGUCUCCCCGUCCUGCCGUUUAAAGCCUCCCACACUCACCCGGGCUUCAUGGAGCAUGGGUGCGGUGAGGGAUUCUCUCGUCUCUUCUUAACCUGUCCUGACAACUUGUUGCGCAGCUUUUAUUUCCAGUGCUCCACUCUGCCUUGCUUUCUCAAGUGAACUUUUCGACAGCAACAGGGAUAGUGUGUGUGUAUUAUGAUUUAGACAGGACAUCUUUGUAGAUCGUUUUUUUCUUUUUAAUCAGAAAGGCCGAUUUUUUCUUUGAUGUCGACUUGUUGACUCGCUGUUUUGCCAGCAUGGUGUUUUGGCGCGGCAAGGUUUGGCACUCGGAGCGGUUCUCUCCCAAGCUCGUCUCUCCUGAAGACCUGCUGGUGUUGCCCAUCGCACACUAUAUCAGCCCGUGAAUUGUAACAUGAUCUCAGAGAGUGGGAAUGAAAACUAUGAAGUGGAUACGAAUCCAUGGGCUCGAGUGGUCUAGUCUCAUCUUGCUCCUGUGGACCACACGCAUGCAGGGCCUGGCUGACUUUUCAAACUACCUGUCGAGAAUCAUCACCAGCCAACACGCACUCGCGUGCGACGGACAGCCGCUGCGCCUGCACUGCCCGCGCCACUCCACCAUCUCCGUGCAUUCCGCCUUCUAUGGAAGCGGUGACGACGACGCGCGGCUAUGCGGCAGCGGCAGCGCAGAAGCGGCAAACAGCAGCUGUUCCGCUUUGACUACGCUACAGAAGCUGAUGUCAGUGUGUCAGAGCCAAAGGCAGUGCUCGCUACCCGUCACCCCCUUGCUGUUUGGGAGGGACCCGUGUCCUGGCACCAGGAAAUACCUCACCGUGGUGUACAAGUGUAAACCCACGGAACACAAGAGGCUCGUGGUGUGUGAGGACGAGCGGCUGAGGCUGCGCUGUAAGCCCCCCAGGGUGCUCACCAUCUACGCAGCUGUCUACGGCGGGGGUCCGGCCCCGGCAGCAGACACCUGCCCCCCUCAGCUGACCGCCAACACCACCAGCCCGCCGCAGUUUGAGUGUUUGAACCAUGAAGCUGUACACACAGUGUCCCAGUCCUGCUACGGUAAACAGAGAUGCACCGUAACCGUUGACAACCACACCUUCAGGGACCCCUGUAUGCCAGAUACCAGGAAGCAACUUACCGUCCUCUACGCUUGCGUACCGGAGACCUUGCUCAGAGCUGCAGACCCUGACUUGGCCUCAUUGUUACCUCCACUGGAUCUGGCGAAUGCUCCACCUGUGGAUGUGGUGUCCCCUGUCCCAGAAGGUACCGGUCUGCCCGUGUACCCUGGAGCGAUGAUGAGCAACUCUCUCAUUACCUACGCCUACAUCAGAGAGCACCCUGAGAUGGCAGCACUGCUCUUCACCUGCAGCGUGUGUGUGGGCCUGCUGCUCACCCUAUUGGCCGUCUCCAUCCGUGUCAGCUGCAGGCCAGGGCCAAUCAGAUGCCUCGCCAGGGCCCGGAGCCACGCCCACCAUCGCAGAGUGGAGGAGAAGGACGAGGCUGAUAACGAUGGCGUAGACGACGAAGAGGAGGAAGAUGGAACAUCCAGUUCCUUGAUCUCGACCAAAGACAGGAAGUCCUUCAAGGACUGGGAGGAAGUGACGUUUGUGUGCGAGGCGGCGGAGCGGGCGGAGAGGAUGGAGAGGAGAGAGAUGGUCAUGCAGGAGAUAUGGAUGAACUCGUACAUGAACGGAGCCCCCGACGUCUAGUGUUGUCAGCCGACGCUUCACGCAAUACAACACACAAUGUGGUAUUUUUAUCAACCUGUGGAUGUUCUCAUCGCUGGACAACUGGAGAGGCACAGCAGCAUCAACGUGCAGGUCAUCUCAUGGUACAGGUUGGGUUAUGCGAAUGAUGUUUGCAAACCGGGAAAGAACUCUGGUUCCUGGUUCCUAUCCGGAAAACACGCUUCUUGGAAGCUCCACAAUGCGAGGAAUCGUUCAGCCAGAUUUUUCCAUGAUAAUACCACAUGCGAUGGGACUGACUGGCUCACACCUUGAACUGGAACACACUAGGGGUGACCCUACCCUUGCUGUGAAGCGACAUCCUGUCUCAGGACUGCUCGGUGGCUCUUGGGACGGUUCACCGCUCGGACAAAGAGAGGAAAGGUGUAGCAUCCUUCUUCCAGCGAUUUGAUGGGUAAAAGGUUUGUAGGAAAUGAUUUGUUGCCUAAUGUAAUCAGAACACCAUUAGCAGGUAUAUAUUGAACAGUGCACACAAUGCUUUUUUGUUGGGGCUUUCUUUGACAAGGAAAGGAAUAUUUUGUGUAUUUUGUUUUUCAUUGUAUUUGAUUUAUUUCAGUGAAGUUUAAAUAAAACAAGUGACAAAUUCUAUGAAGAACAAACAAGUUAAAAAAAUAAUAAUUAUUCACUCAGAAUGCUUAGGGUUUAAACACAGAACAAACAUGUCUGUUUAACAUUGCAAUCUCCUCUCUACGUAAGUCGCCACGGACCGUCCAACAGAAUACCAAACUAAGCAUCAAGUUGAAUCUACAACAAUAGGAUGUCCAGGUUUUCUUCUGUAACAACAAGACAACAUUACGGCUGGCUACUCUGUUGUUGUUGGAACUCAGCCGAGAAGACGUUGAUUAAAACAAGGCACAGAGAGCUCUGAUGAGCGGUUAAGGCUGGUCGAGAGAAGUGGGAGGUCCCAAGUUUCGGAGGUCUCUUUACUUUCUCGGACCCCAUUUGAUGUUGUUGAGGCCUUGAAAUUGCCUCUUCAGGGCCUGUCUGUCCGACCAAUCAGAGUCCAGGUGGCUGUCAUCGUCUGCAUCCUCCAGUUUCUGAAGCAUAAUCAGCCAAGAUGACAUUUUAGAAUAUAACCCCCUACCGGCUUUAAAAAAAGCUUUUAAAACCUCCUGACCUUUUUCCUUCCUGAUGCUAAUGAAUAUUGGCCCUACCUUCAACUCCUCCUGUCUUCUGUAGUAGUGCAUCAUCAUUUCCUUCUGUUGGUCAUCUGUGACGACAGGCUCUCUCGCUGGCGCCCCCUGGCCUCUCUGAAGGGAACAGCGACACAAUACAGUUAUCAAAUUUAUUUAAGGUCAUAACUCAAGGCUGUGUUUCACACAUUACAUAGUUUUACUGUACACAUAUAGAAUGACUAGUUCCCACCUUUUGAAUUUUGACUACGAUCUUGGUCUUCUCGUUUUUGCCGAUGUAGUCCUGUAGUUUCUUCUCCCUGUGCAGCUCCUUGGCAGCCCACCACAGCUGGCACUCCUGCUCCGGGACCACCUGCAGAGAGGCCUGCGGGAGCGACCAGAUGGAGGAGACAAACACAGGCAGACGGAGGCAGAAUGCAAAAACAAGUCACAGCGUGUUCACCCCAAAAAACAUUGAAAGUGAUGUCACACAAAAAAAAAGAAAAAAGGCAGAAUGAGAAUUAAAAAUUAUGCCUUUCUGUGGAGUUGAGCUU